AUGGGAAAAGAUGUGGAGGAAGUCUCCGCGUCUCUAUUUGAGUCUGGCCCCUUUGGCUGUAUCCUGCUUACUGUCUCUGCCAUUCUUUCCAGAACUAUUGCAAUCUUACAAAGUGAUAUGAAUGUGUCAACAUCCACUCUCAUUGGAGCUCAUGGCUACUGCACACAGGAAUUGGUAAAUCUUUUGCUUUGUGGAUGGGCAGUUUCAAACAUCUUUGAUGAUGAAAUGAAGCUUGAUUCCGGAAAUGGAAAUUUUACACUUCUGAAGGGAAUUAAAGCACAUUGUAACAUUGGGCUGCUGUCUUUAUUGGAGCACUAUAAUAUAUGUAUGGUUGGAUCUCACCUGAAAACUCCCAGGUUUCCAAUUUGGGUAGUGUGCAGUGAGAGCCAUUUCAGUGUGCUCUUUUGCUCCUCUGAAGACCUGGCAACUGAUCACUGCAGAGAGGAAGAGUUUGACUUGUACUAUUAUGAUGGGCUGGCCAACCAGCAGGAACCAAUUAGAAUAACAGUCUAUCUACAUUGUGCUGCUGGUAAAAAGUAA
Molecule: messenger RNA, 540 nt
Organism: Carassius carassius (crucian carp)
Lineage: Eukaryota; Metazoa; Chordata; Actinopteri; Cypriniformes; Cyprinidae
Product: probable ubiquitin carboxyl-terminal hydrolase MINDY-4
Exons: 6
Coding region: 1-540 (179 amino acids)
Biological process (GO): protein K48-linked deubiquitination
Molecular function (GO): cysteine-type deubiquitinase activity; K48-linked deubiquitinase activity
Source: RefSeq, a predicted model, not a curated record